Messenger RNA from Danaus chrysippus (African queen), 3210 nucleotides. Lineage: Eukaryota; Metazoa; Arthropoda; Insecta; Lepidoptera; Nymphalidae. The record is from the annotation of a GenBank genome assembly.
AUGUUUGGGUAUAGUAAAGAAGCUGUUCGUGUAAAAGUCAAGAAAUGUGAGGGAAAACUCCAACCAGAACUAAGAAAAUUUUCUGUUGAUCCACAAAUAACGUCCCUGGAAGUCUUGCAAAGUAUUUUAGUGAAAGCAUUUGAUAUAAAAUCAGAUUUUACAUUAUCAUACAGGACAGUGGAUGAUUAUGGACAGGAGAUAUAUCUUCCGCUGCUCUCAGACUGGGAUCUGGAUGCAGCUUUUCUUAAAGCACAUAACAUAGCACUAACAAUGAGGUUGGAGCCCUGUGUACAGUUAAAGGUUGAUAUGAAACCAUUUGCUGAAGCUUCCGAGGACUGGGAGCCGCCAACCAUACCAGAAGCACCCAUAGGCCAAGUCAAUAAGGAUCAACCGACGGUUCAACAAUUAACUCAGGUUGAGAAACAAGAAUCACAGACUGGAUUCCAGGGGCUAUUUAUGAAUCAGGUUGAGAAGACAUUUAACAUGGUUUCGAGGGCGCUUAAUCUUUAUGAAGACCCCAACACCCCUCCACGGCCUCCGUUGAAUGAUAUCGAGUUCCGAGCAUUUCUAGAUGCUGUAGGACAAAUAACUAAUACAACAAAACUACGAGAGGUUAUAUACUGUGGGGGAAUAGAGCCAAGUCUAAGAAAAGUUGUAUGGAAACACAUAUUAAAUGUUUACCCGGACGGUAUGACUGGCAAAGAGAGAAUGGACUAUAUAAAGAGAAAAGCCAACGAGUAUUAUACGUUACGAUCUCAAUGGAAAGACUGUAUACAGAAAGGAAAGGUGAAUGCUGACUUAGCAUACGUUACAAGCAUGGUUCGCAAGGACGUGCUAAGAACGGACAGACAUCACAACUUCUACGCUGGAAGUGAUGAUAAUCAAAACAUAGCAUCAUUAUUUAAUAUAUUGACAACGUACGCAUUGUAUCACCCUACGGUUAGUUACUGCCAAGGUAUGUCAGAUUUGGCGUCACCGCUCCUAGUGACUAUGGGUGAUGAAGCCCACGCGUACAUCUGUCUCUGUGCGCUUAUGACUCGCUUGUAUCCAAACUUCCUUCUCGACGGAGAGGCAAUGACCCUUAAAUUCACACAUUUAACGGAGUCAUUACAAGUCUAUGACCCAGAUUUCUAUAAUUAUCUCAAAUCCCAACAAGCAGAUGACUUACUUUUCUGCUAUAGAUGGCUUCUUCUAGAGAUGAAAAGAGAGUUUGCUUUCGAGGACGCUCUCAGAAUGUUAGAAGUAUUGUGGGCGUCUCUACCGCAAAAGGCACCCUCAGCGGAGUUACCUUUGAAAGAAAAAGAUUUUGAUCCAACAUUGGAAGUAAUAAUAGAUCCACCUCCAUCGAGUCCCUUAGUAAAGACUCCAAGAGAAAACGCAUACACAAAAGUAUGCGCAAUUAGACGUCAAAGCUCAAGCUUUAGUUUGGCUAACAUUAAAGCACCAAAGCUUUCGACUAUCCGACAAUCUAACCAUAGUUUAGACGAGAAUGCUACUAGAAAAAUUUUAAAUAACUCCUCAUUGAUACACGCGAAAGAAUUUCAAAGCUUAGAUGAUGCUGCUUUGCAAAAACAGAAAACUAUUAAAGAUAAUGUUGAAAACGAGGAAAAUUUGAAAACUGAUAAGGAAGGAAAAGAUUCUCAGGUUAAAGUUAAGAGGUGUAUGAAAAGCGUGCCUGAACACGGUAGAGUGGAAACUCAGGAACACAACACGUUCUGGUCUAGCACAGGCAACCUUCCCAAUGGAGUGUUAAGUGAUAUAAGAGACACACCCCUCGGCAGUCAAAUAAGAUUACUUAGAGAUAAAAUAUCAGUACAUAAUAACAGAUUCUUUUCGUCGCUCGACGCUUUGGAAGGACCUAAUUCAUCUAACUCAACUAAACCGACCAAACAAGUGAAAAUGAUAAAAAAUCUCAACGAAUUCCUAAACUUUGCCACCGGUAAUAAAGACGCGCUAAAACCAGAAAAACUUCAAAGAACACAUUCCGUUAUCGAAAGAAAGCAUUCCAAAGAGUGUCCGAAAAUUAUUUUAACCAAGACAUCCUACGAUGAAAGUGAUAUUUCUUCGGCCAACCAAAGGAGUAAUCGCUUAAGCAAGCUAACCAGAAGCAGUUUUGAUACGAACGACGGUAGUAGUCCCGACGAUUCACAAGAAUAUCAUCCGAUGACGACUUCCAUGACGAGAGAAUUAAGACUGGAACUAGAACACCUAGAUCGACAGGUGUUUGGUAACUCAUAUGUUAACCGAUGCAGCAUGAUUUGUGAUUCUCCAUCAGAUUCCACGAGCACAGAAGACAAACCCGUUGAAUACGCAGAUACGAAAGAAGACACCGCGACUGACGCUUUGGAGUUACGGACCGAAGUUGUAGACCCGAAUGGGACGGUAAAAAAACCGCUCGAAACAAUCAAAUGUAACGCGAAAAGCGCUGAAGACAUAUAUCUGUGGGAAAAUCCACUACAUCGUAAUACACCAACAACUAGAACUACAGCCAGCUGCCCUCAAACACCUGACGAGCAAGCGGAGUUAGAUUUCGACGGAGAUACGGGCGAGAUAUUUGAAGAACAUUCCGGAAAAAAAUCAAUCACACCAAUAAGGCUAUUGAGGAAAAAUCACUCAUUAGAACCGCAAGAACUAUCGAAGAACAGAAGACAUUCCAUGACACAUUCCAGUGAAUCGGAUUAUUCAGAAAAAGAUCCAGUUGAUUCAACAGAAACUGUUACGGCCAAAAAUAUUAAUCAAGAGUCUCUCAAUUUGAAAUCACACAAAUUUUUCUCUAACAUGUCGCACGAAUUAGAAAACGCAAAGAAAAACUGUGAAAGCCUGUUGAACGUGAAACAAACAAACUUACAAAGCGUUGCUUCGACGAUAAAUAACUUUCAGAAAAAAUGCGAGGUUUUCAAGCCGCCGGUACAGAAGAAUACUACAGUAUCUUCUAUCAGCGAUAACUCCGUUAAGAAUAGUAUUAGCAGCUUACCAUCGCCUACAGUCUUUGGCGGUGGCAAUCCGUUCUUGAUGUAUUUAUGUCUUACAGUAUUAUUGCAGCACAGAGAUUACAUAAUGAGAAAUCGUAUGGACUACAACGAACUAGCGAUGCACUUCGACAAAAUGGUACGUAAACAUAACGUGAACAGGGUAUUGAAUCAGGCAAGGCAAAUGUACGCGAUGUAUUUGAAACAGCAAUCGAGCAAGACUAGUGACGUCACUACCUGA